AUGCGUCAACAUAGUGAUGAUUAUGACUCGGAAGGGUCUGAAGAAUAUAGUGAUGAAGAAGUGUAUUCGCAAGGAGCUCAUGAAGAGGAGUUAUCUUCAAGUUCAGAAGGAACUGGUGGCAGUGAUUUACGCAUUUUUAACUUCGAUCGAAUACAAGAUCGAAGUCGAAGACGACCAGUCGUAGACCACGCGCUGGUGAUAUACCAGCUCAACCUUCAAGGAAACAAGCAUCAAAGCCAGGUAUAUACGCGUCAAACAUCAGCUCAAUCUUCAACGUUACCAGAUUCAGAUAUUGGUUUCUCACCAUCGAGGCAUGCGCCUCGGCAACUAGAAUUUGACAGUCGUGAGAAUCUAUUCGCGGAUAACAUUUCUACGCCUAGCGUGUCGCUUCUGAGAUCUAAUACGAUCACUCCGUACUUGUCGCCAGAGCAUAAUGACGCCCCUCCGGCUUUGUCCGUUCUGAGAUCUCAAAGUAGCACUCCCGACUUACCAAGCGAUAACGAUGAUGCCCCAUUACCUCAAAACUCACGCAAUAACUCACCUUCUCAUCACGGAACUAAUACCACCUGGAGCAGUAAUCCAAUUUCAAUGAAAACUAUUGACUUUACCAAGAAACAAGAACUCUUACGUGCCAUCAGAUCCUUACGAUGCAUUAUCAUUGAUGAUGAUUUAUUAGAUCUGAUUGUUCGAGAGACAAAUUCAAAUGCAGUUAGAGUGGGUGUUCAGAUAAUGUAA
Pieris macdunnoughi is the source of this 735-nucleotide messenger RNA. The record is from the annotation of a GenBank genome assembly. NCBI's taxonomy places the organism in Eukaryota, Metazoa, Arthropoda, Insecta, Lepidoptera, Pieridae.